This is a messenger RNA of Aspergillus chevalieri, 516 nucleotides long. RefSeq lists its product as uncharacterized. NCBI's taxonomy places the organism in Eukaryota, Fungi, Ascomycota, Eurotiomycetes, Eurotiales, Aspergillaceae. Gene Ontology annotation, molecular function: transmembrane transporter activity. The record is from RefSeq and is a predicted model, not a curated record. Bases 1 to 516 code for a protein of 171 amino acids. Gene Ontology annotation, biological process: transmembrane transport. The transcript has 2 exons.
AUGCUAACACUGCGACAGGAAAAUCCCCAGAAUUUCAGUCCCCUGCGCAAAUGGACCGUCACCGUCAUGCUCGGCCUGAUGACUAUCCCAGUGGCAUUCACCUCGUCUGUCUUUGGUACCGCCAUGCAGCCAACUUCGCGGCAAUUCGGCGUGUCGCAGGAGGUGAUGGUGCUGGGGACUAGUCUAUUCGUGCUGGGAUUCAGCUUUGGACCAUCAAUAUUCGGGCCGCUAUCAGAAUUGUAUGGACGCAAGAUGCCGCUCUUCGUGGGUUUCUUUAUCUUCGCUGUUUUCAGGAUUACAGUGGCCGUGGCACAGAACCUACAAACGAUUUUCGUCCGUCGGUUUCUCGGUGGUGUUUUUUCCAGUGGGCCAUUGGCAAUUAUAUAUUCGGCCCUGUCGACCGUGCAAUUGCUGUCGCGAUAUUCGCAGCAAGUACCUUCAUUGGCCUCGUGGCCGGCCCUGUUAUCGGCGGCUUCAUUACCAUGUCGUAUUUUUGGUUGCCGCUGGACCGAAUAA